AUGUCAGCCAGAGCAUUUUAUGAGUCUAUUCUAGUUAUUGAAUACAUUGCCAAGUUUUUGGCUUUGCUGUUGGCUAAUACCUUUGCUUUUCUUGUUUCUUCAGGUGCCAUACGAUUUGCUAGGUCGGAGGGGUUGAUACCAGCACCUGAACCAACUCAUGCCAUAGCUGCCACCAUCAGAGAAGCUCUUCGGUGCAGAGAGACUGGAGAAUCAAAAGUCAUUCUCAUGGCAAUGUGUGGACAUGGUCAUUUUGAUUUGCCAGCUUAUGAGAAGUAUCUGCAGGGAGAUCUUGUUGAUUUGUCAUUUUCAGAGGAAGUGAUUCAAGAAUCGCUGGCCAAAAUUCCUCAGCUAGUCUCCUGA
Fraxinus pennsylvanica is the source of this 360-nucleotide messenger RNA. NCBI's taxonomy places the organism in Eukaryota, Viridiplantae, Streptophyta, Magnoliopsida, Lamiales, Oleaceae. The record is from the annotation of a GenBank genome assembly.